Molecule: messenger RNA, 1640 nt
Organism: Magnolia sinica
Lineage: Eukaryota; Viridiplantae; Streptophyta; Magnoliopsida; Magnoliales; Magnoliaceae
Exons: 1
Coding region: 808-1500 (230 amino acids)
Source: RefSeq, a predicted model, not a curated record
CAUGCAGUGAAGCAUCCAUUACAUUUCAAGUGAGCGAGGAUACUUAGUAGUUGUAAUGAAACACAUGAUAUCAGCAGUUUCUCAAUCCGGGUGUCCUGCGUCUUUGAUUUGAUUUCCCUUGGCCGGCUGAGGAAUUUCAUAUUCCAAAAGGAAAAGAUUUUCAAGCAUCGAUUCCGAUCCUAAACCGGUUUACAAGGAAGUAUUCGAGCAGAGAUUCGAUCUCAGCUCAGCAGAAUCUAUAAGGAGGUGUCUCUGUUUCAUCAAAUCGAAUUUUCAGGUGCUCCCAAUCGCCCAUUCUGAUCUUUUUCCCUUGGUGGUGGUUCGAUCCGUUUUCGCUUUUUGAUUGGUGGGUUUUUGUCAGAGAUUCAUUUUAUCAUCUGGGCUAUUCUCAAUAAUGUCUGGUUUUCGUAGAUUGAUUUCGUAAUUGGGAUAGAGAUUCGGUUUCUGCUCGAAUAAAUUAAUAUAAAGGUUUCGAUUUUGUCGAAAUCAGACCUUGAGGUGCGGUUGAUCGCCUCUUACUAUUCUUCUCUGUGGUGGAUUCGAUCCGUUUUCGACUUUUACUUUGUGGUGGUUUUUCGUGGGAGGUCGAUCUUCCUUUCUGGGUUCUUAUCUUCUCUACUGAUAGAUUUUCAAGGAUUGAGAUUUGAUAUCAGCUCAGUGAAAUCAACAGCACAGGUAUUGAUUUAACUAAAAUCAGGCCACCGAGCGCUGUCAAACGCCUUCUUUUCUUAGUUUGGAUUUGAUCGAUACGGUUUUGGAUUGGUGGGUUCUCAUUAGGUUUUGCUUUUACUAUUGGGUUUUCUCCAAAUGGUCGAUUACCGUAGCUUGAUUUCAUCUUUCGAUUCCUCCAAUAGUCAGCAGGACAAAAUGGCAAAUGCAUUCAGUUCGGCCGAUCAUCAUCCCAAGCACACCAACCAACAUCAGAGGACGAAGAAAUCGCCCACUUCCUUAAACCCUUUGAAGUCGCCGCCUUGUGAACGAUCCCGCUCAGCUGCGGUUGAUAUCGUAAUCUUGAUUGCCGUGCUUGUUGCUAUUGGGGUUUUGGUAUUUCCUUCUGUGAAGCUAUUCUGCCAUGGAAUCACUCAAAUCAGUGGUGCGACUCUUUUUGCUGUAAAAGAUGAGGUGGGCCGAGCCCCAUUCGUUUAUGCGGUUCUAGGACUUGGCUUUUUAUUGGCUACAAUAGCUGUUUGGGGGAUUUUUUAUUGUACGAGUAGGAAAUGCGACAACCCAAAUUGCCGUGGGCUUCGUGAGGCAGCAGAGUUCGAUAUCCAGAUUGAGACCGAGGACUGUCUGAAGAAUUCAAGUUCUACUGCAAAAGGUGACAAUGGGAGAGGACUGUUCGAAUUGGAUGCAGCUCAUCAUAGAGAACUGGAAGCCGAGCUUAAGAAAAUGGCGCCUCUUAAUGGGAGAGCCAUUCUUGUGUUUCGGGCCAGGUGCGGAUGUUCUGUUGGUAAAAUGGAAGUUUGGGGGCCGAAGAAGCUUCGGAAGAUUAAGAAGUAGGUUAUAGUUGCUUGGGAAUCAAGGUAGUAGUAUCAACAAUAUACCUAUUUCAGAAUUAUAUCAUGUUUAAAUAAAAGAUAGACGAUACUGUUGUAAUUGCUAUCAAUAAAUGGGACAUGAAAACAUCCAUCGUUUCUUUA